CCCGCCCGGUCCCCGCGCUGGGGCGGGCGGAGGUGGCGGCCCCGCCGGGCAGGAGCGCGGAGCGGCGGUCGCAGGUGGGUGCCGGGGCCGGGCGGGGGGAGCCCCCCGGGCCUCCUCCCUCCCUCUCGCUCCGAAGAGGAGCAGGAACCCGCCGGGAGGGCCGGGGGCAGCGGCGGAGCCCGGCCGGGAGCGCCUUGGACGGGGAGCGGGAGGCGCCGGCAGCCGCGGGUCSCUCAUGGCAGGAUGGGGGCUGUGCCCGCACGGCCCAGGACAGGUUCCCUCCUCUCCCUUUCUGCAGCGUCCAGUACUCGAAGACGAAGCAUGCUGGAAUUAAUUCGCACUGCAAAGACGGAUCAGGUUUUAGAGGAUGCACUUGAGCAGAUGAAGAGUGAAGCAGCCAGCCCAGAGAUGAAGCACUGUGCCCUGUGAUACUUAUUUUUGUUGUUUCCACCACUGGAGGAUGGCUGCCAAACUCGAUGAAAACGGCUCUGGUCAGCACCACUGYACCCACAUCAGCCAACCUCUUGAAAUCAGCUACAUGUUGGUCCUGAUAAUGCUYGGAAAAGUCUCCCUUAAUUUCUUCAUGUUGCAAAUUAGGCCAAAACCUGUGAAAGUCAGUUUUAUGGGAUGUUUUUGCAUUUCAGUGGCACUUCUCGAUUUCACACUCCUGCUGAGUCUCUGUUUCAUUUUCUAUUUUGAGGAUUUUGCRCUCUGGGGCGUGAGAUUCACAAAGUACCACAUCUGCCUCUUCACUCAGAUUGCUUCUCUGACCUAUGGGAUUUUGCACUACCCAGUGUAUCUUGUGGCUGCUCUGGAUUAUUACACCACCGUCUCCCAAACAUCCCAACUCCCUAAAAGAGGGCAGAAGUUACUUUAUGUAUUUGCUGUGGUGGUUAUAUGGAUUUCAGGGUUUUUUUGCACUCUCAAAGCUCCCGCUGUGUCUGAAGAGCUGGAAAUCCAGAACUGUGUUUCCCCUUACCAGUGCCUUGUCUCUGGCAGCCUGCAGAGUUACUCAGUGUCCUGUGCCAUGGUGCUGCUGCUGGGCAUGGCACUCCUGGCUCGCUGGAAGGAGGUGACAACCAUGCUGCUCUCUGCCAGGCUCUUCUCCUUUUCCAGCCAGCCUGCUCUGAUGUUCUCCUACGUCCCUAACAACAGCAACACUUGCUUUAAGUGGCAGCUCCUGACCAGGCUCCUCCUGUGUUUCCUUGGCACUUGGGCACCGUUUGUGGUUCUCCAGGUGGUGGUUCUGUUCCUGGGUGUACAGAUCCCGGCCUACGUGGAGAUGAACGUGCCCUGGCUGUACUUCAUCAACAGCUUUCUCCUGGCAGCAGCCUAUUGGUGUCGGUGCCACGACGUGGAGUUGACAGAGGUGUGGUGCACAGACCCAUUUGUCAGCUGGAAAUUCUGCUUUAUGCCAUUCAACAAUGAAAGCACAGAGCCAGCUGAUAAAUCARGCGGAGGAAUUGUCAUCUGUUAAUGAGCUGCCGACUUAACAGGCUGCAAAUAAGCAGAACUCGGAUGUUCUGUGGCUGGAUCCUCACAGACAACACAAGGAAACAUCUCCAGAGCUUUGCUCCAUGGAAGAAGGUUCAGUGUCCAGCAAUAGUGYAGUGACUAUUGCACUGGAGUGCAGGACACACAGUCCCAGUGCGCAGCAAGCACUGCCAGUCCAGGGAUUCAACUUCAAAUGACAUCUUUAAAAGACCACUGCUUACGUAGGACAAGUUUUCAGUUAGGCCUCGUGUUCAUGACAGAAUUUUACACUUCCUUUAAAUGGAAYGAUCUCAGGUUUUCCAGUACAAAAUGCAAUAAAGUUCUUCUAAACUGGAGUWAUGUACAGGUGCUGACCUAAGUUUCAAAUGACUUUUUGGAAUGUAUUUUGCUGUUAAAGUGCAUUUGUCAGCUUGAGCGAAGGUAAGAGCUGCUGUCUGUUCAAGAAGCAAUAACUUGUUUCAAGUUAAUUUGAUAUUACAACUCCUACAGAAAAAGAAACUUUGUUCACAUAGUAGAAAACMAGUGCAAGGUGUGCAACUUCCACAGCAGCAGAAGUGCUGUUUCAUUGUUYCUGUGCUGCUGCUCCUCCAAGGUAUAUGUACAUAUUAAACAUUAAAUAAUUAGAGCAACAAGCAACAAGGUUAGCUGCUACGCAUAAAAAGAUGCCCAAGGUUAAAGAAUGACUUAAAUUAAAAUACAGUUUAUUUUGAAUCCCAAAUUACUUUAUAAUAGUUAAAUAUGAAGUGGGUCUAUUUUAGCAGGAAAGAAUUAGGCUUAUAGAAAAAACACUCUUAAUUUUCAAAUUCUUACAAUUUUAUAAUGGACUUGAUUUGAUUUUGUACAAGAGAAAUAAACAAUACACAACCAAAGAAGAGAAAUGAAAUUAGCAUUUAUUUCUGAAGCACUAAACUCACAAUACAAUGUUGUAUUGAAAGAGAAACUAAGUAAAUGAUGCUGUAGGUUGGUUAAUCGUCCCCCAGACCCACAGGGAACAAUGAUUUCACACAAGAUACUCAUUAGGAAAACUCGGCAGAUAACAAAAGGUGCAAUUACAAGCAAGAUUAAGCAGCAUAGUAUAAGGUGCUUUGUUUCAGCAUUUGUAGGAUGGAUUUACCCAUUAACAGACAGAUCGAAGAAAUUUCACUUCUACAGAUCAUAACAAAUGAGAGAAUCUAAAAUUCAUUCACAUGCUAGUUGGUAAUAGGAAAGUGCUUCUUUAAAAAAUGACUCACAAAGUGAAGAUCAUCCUUUUACAUAGUUCACUGUGUGCUCUUCAACUGUAAAAUUUAAAUUUUGGGUAAUAAUUUACAUCAUUAUAUAUCAAUUAUAGAGAUAGAUUUAAUUGCAGAAUUUAACACUACAUGGGUUAAAAUUUCUUAUAAAAGAAUAUUCCAGUAUUUCACUCCRUAAGAAUAUACAAUCACAUCUCAAUCAUAAAUUAAUCUUUGAUUUCUGAAACAUAUCAAAAUUUGAUUCUUUUGAUUACUUCACCCCAUAUAGUGCUUCUUUCACCCACAGUCUAUGCUAAAUUUCUUUGAGGUUUCUGUGAUAUAAUUAAAGGGGACAAGCAUUUUUUCAGCAGUAGAAAUGGUUUGGGGGAAAAUCUGUUAAAAAGGCCAUCAAAAGGACAGUAAAUGAUUGAAAACAGAAAUUUAAAGCUAGUGCAAUAAGAGGAGGCAAUGCUUAGCAACAUAGUUUGAAAUGUUUGGCACCACAAAUUAUUUCAUUUUUUAUGCUGGAAAAUGUACUUGGAGGAAAUUGUAUUUCCAUGUUAAAAGUAGCAAAGCACGUGCAAUGUUAACUGGAAAAACAACCCUAAGGAAUCACUCCCUGCUCUCUCAWACUGUAAUUGCUGUUAGUGCUGGAAAUGCUAUAGGAUAAACCAUGGCUAAACACAGGGGUUUGACACAGUAUUUCUYCAGGUUUUAUAGAAACUGGAUACCCACUGAAACGGGGCUGAAGAAAUAUUUACAAAAUGUAAUUCCAUUUAAAAAUCAGCAAACACCUCAAAUAUAGGAAUGCACCAGGCAUUUCAAAAUCAUGAAAUAACUAAUCCCUACACACUCAGCAGGCAGAGGGAAGUUUCUCUUUUAAAGUUCUUUCAAUACCAGAUAAAGACAAAGCUAUUUUUCAAGUUCAUUUCAGGUGUGUUUGCAUGGUAAGUCUCAACCUUCUGAAUCACUAACAUGCACAGAACUGGAAUAGCAACAAGUUGGGUGAGGCUGCUGACAUGUUUUAUUUAUCAGURUGGUUUAGCUUCCCAAGCCCUGAUUAAAGUUUACACAACCCAGUCUGCCCUAUUGUGCCAGAAUUCCAGGGGUUGCUGCAGUGCUCCUAAAGCCACUUGAAGUUUUUCACAUUUUUUACAGGGAAUCAACAACAUGCAGCCAAAGCAAAUAUUAAUUUACUGAAGUUACAUCAUUGUAUUACUUGUCAAAUUUAUUCUUUCUUACUUUUUGUGGAAAAGUGCCAAAGAGCAUCAACCUUUAGGAUGUCACCUCCAUCAAGGAGGCAACAGUGGCACUGCAGGUCUCCACCAACAUCCAGCUGUGGUGCCUGAGCCUCCUUAGUGACUAUUUUAAAACAUAUUAAUGGAAACUCUUUUUGCAAGCUCACUUUUAUCCUUGGCCUUCACGGAGGGAGGCACCAGCUGUGCACUGACCUCCAUCCCAYGGCCUUCCUAACAGUUGUGUCUUUUCCUCUGUGCAUUUUUUUUUWACCUGGUGCUUCUGGGCAGUCCCAACGCUGGUGCUUGGGUCCAGCCACACAGCCCUUGGCCAUCCCUCUCUAGAACAGGGUGACAAGUUUCACCACCAGAGAGGACAAAAGCUAUGCCAGGAAGGUGGUAAUAUCUGAAAUAAAAGAACUGCAGAUAAUCACUGCUMUAUCUCCUCUGUACAUCACUUGUGCUGUGCCAGAAACUAAUGGCCUUACACCAUUCAAAUACCUUACCGUCCCUAAUUCUUAUAGGAUUAUUUGAUAUGCUAACAACAGCUAAACUGUUAACCCUUUAUGGGAAACUUUUGUACUUUUCUCAUUUAAAGAAUCUCUUACAAAUCAAUAUUGAUUUUAAUGAGCUAUUCUAUGUGAUUUCAACUGUAAACAGAGCAUUUGGCACUCAGUGAUAAAACCCUUCAUCUUUACAUGCAUCUUUCCUGGUCUGCACUACCUUGUUCAUUCUGUACCACAAAGACUAUUUGGAAAGGAAGUUGGGUGUGCAGAAUCCCUUGCUGUUCUUUCCAAAAAUGACUUUGCAAAAAGCUGCCAGAGGAUGGAAACAUCCUGGCUAGGUAGCGGAGGACAACACAAGCCUUCUACAGGCUGACCAGGYUUCACCCACAAAGCAGAUCUACCUCAUGAAUCAAAGACAUUUGUCCUUUGAGCCUAAUCCYAUAAUCAGCACAGAUACCCUGAUUAUUACCUAGCAACAACACUACAAGCCUGUCAACAACCCUAUGURCCAAAACAGUUCUUUAUAAACACAAUUAGAACGCUCCUUCAUUAGGUAUUGCACUUAAACAGUAUUCAUGAUCACAAUUCUAUGAAAGCACAAUUGUGCKCAAGUUACAAUUACUUCUAGAUGGAAAAAAUAUUUUUAAAUCUCAUUUUUCUACCUGCUUCCUGCACAGAGUAGUUUGGGUAAUUCARCAGRAAUACAUGCUGGAAGUUUAAAAAAWUUUAACUUGAAAUCUGCUCAUAACACUGGCUCCCAGAACUGUGCUUCAGAAAAGUUAAAUCCAUGGCUACAAAAGCUGGACUAUGAGCUUACUACAMACCUGCAAUUACCAGCAUAUUCACUUCGUUGAACUUCGCUCUUUUCCUUCCACUUUGCUGUAAGAGAUCAGUAAAUACUAUGCAACCUUGAAGUGAAUGAGCAGAUGUGUGAGAGUUUUAAUGCAGAGGUUUACACAAACCUAAGCAGCAGCUUAGGAUGGGGCCUUGAGCACAUGUGAAAGUGCCGACCAUGAGAUCCAGGAAAUAAGGCAGGACACAAAAUGCCCCAGCCCACAGAGCUAACACUAUAGAGAGCAAAGUGCCACACUCAGAAAUUGAAUAGG
Molecule: messenger RNA, 5552 nt
Organism: Malurus melanocephalus (red-backed fairy wren)
Lineage: Eukaryota; Metazoa; Chordata; Aves; Passeriformes; Maluridae
Gene: GPR160
Product: G protein-coupled receptor 160
Exons: 3
Coding region: 461-1477 (338 amino acids)
Cellular component (GO): signaling receptor complex; plasma membrane
Source: RefSeq, a predicted model, not a curated record